Molecule: messenger RNA, 1719 nt
Organism: Symbiodinium natans
Lineage: Eukaryota; Dinophyceae; Suessiales; Symbiodiniaceae
Source: the annotation of a GenBank genome assembly
AUGGAGCUUCUGCUGGAAGAGCAUCGAAAUCUCAUCGCCCGCGCCAGCGACGCCCUCCGACGGGCUCUGCAAGAAGGGUCCAAGGACCUUGCGGAGAAGCCCACCGUGCGCUCGGAAGAGACAUUCUACAUGGGCACGGAGGAGGACUUCGAGAAGCCCAGCGACGCCGCUGACGCGUACGCAUCCAGGCCUACGGAGGACUCCGACAGCCCCAAGCCGAAGGUUCCGUUCGAGCCCAUGGUUUCAGAGGCGCCAUCGCGCAGGAGUUUGAACGAGUCCCUCGCGGCAGCGAACAUCAGGCCGAGCAAGAGCUUGGGAAAGUUGAAGAAGCAGGCCGGACAUACCGGCAGAAGAGACUGUGGCUCACGCGUCCGCGCCUUCGUGCGAGGGCCGUUUGACUUGAUGAUGGGGCUGGUCAUCUCGAUCAAUGCCGUCGUCAUGUUCCUCCAAACCAUGGAGGAAGGUGCACGCGCUUGGCAGUUUUUGGUCUCCGAGGAGCAGGCCGGCGCGGUCCACACUGAGAUUGCAAGUCUUAGCAUCAGUUCGGCCUUCAAUGCGGCUGAGUAUGUCUUCAUCGUCAUCUACACCUUCGAGUUCGUUAUACGGCUUGGCGUCUUGAGCGGCGGUUUCUUUUACGACGGCGAGACGGGCGAAGGGAUUCAGUGGUCGAACAUGUUCGACGCGCUGAUUCUCUUCAUAGGCAUUGCGGACCUGUUCAUCUUGCGAAACCUCACAGACGACGGAUCCUUCAUGGAAACCGUCCCGAUGGCAAAGAUGUUGCGCUUCAUCAAGGUGACGCGUGCGCUGCGUCUUUUUCGAGUUGUCAAGCUUUUUCGGCAACUGCGGAUUCUCACAUACACCAUCCUUGCGAGUGUCGGCGCGCUCUUUUGGUCCAUGAUGCUACUGCUGCUGCUGAAUGCGGUGGGCGGCAUGGUGCUGAGCCAGGCCCUGCAGAGCUACAUUCUGGACACGGAGCAGCCGCACGGCGACCGCCAGUUGGUCUUCAAGUUGUUUGGCGACUCUGCCCGGGCCAUGUACACCAUGUUUGAAGUGACGCACAGUGGGUGCUGGCCAAACUACGCGCGGCCGCUCAUCGACGGGGUGAGCCCCUGGUUUGCUUGCUUCUUCAUGAUAUACGUGGCUCUGGUCGUGUUCGCCAUCAUCAGGAUCAUCUCGGCGAUUUUCCUCAAAGAGACCCUCCACGUUGCAUCUAACGAUGCUGUCAUGGUCGUCCAGGAGCGCAUGCGUGAGCGGGCGGAGUUUCAGCGGAAGCUGGCCGAAUUCUUCCAGGAAGCCGAUGCUGAUGGAUCUGGCUGCGUAUCGCGAGACGAGUUUGAGAUUAUCCUCCAGGACAAGCACGCUGCGUCCUUCUUGGACAGCUUGGACCUGCAAGCGUCCGAUGCGCACAGGUUGUUCGACUUGCUCGACGAUGGCUCUGGGCAGGUGACCUACGACGUCUUCAUCAAAGGGUGCAUGCGCCUGAAGGGACAAGCACGCUCACAAGAUGUCAUCAGCAUUCUCUAUGAUCAGGAGAAGAUUAUGAAGAAGUGUCAUGAGAUGAGCGCCAGCCUCGGCAGCGUGGAGCGGACACUGCGGACCUUAGUGGCUUCCGCGAAGGCGGAGCCGGAUGCGAAGAGAGGUCGUUUGGCGGCACCGCCGUCAAAGGACGACGCGCUGUCUGCUUCUGAAGACGGCAGCAACACCAGAUUUACGGUGUAG